Anthostomella pinea is the source of this 888-nucleotide messenger RNA. NCBI's taxonomy places the organism in Eukaryota, Fungi, Ascomycota, Sordariomycetes, Xylariales, Xylariaceae. The record is from the annotation of a GenBank genome assembly.
AUGCCAACAGCCCCAACCUCGUCUGCAUUCCAAUCGAGACCGGCGCACAACUCUUCUCCAAUGUCGAAACUAUACAGGUCGACAAUGCUCCAGAUUGCCAUCCUGGCUAUCUGUGUGCUAGCAUCAGCACGACUCAUCAACACACAGAAGCGAGAUGCGUGCGUCUCGGAAAGCAGUCCGAAUCCCGCCGCGCAACAAUACCCGGAACUCAUAAGCGGGAAUCUCAACGGCACGACACUCAUUGUGCCGAUUACCAUCGAGAGAGCUCGGGAACUGAUUCCGGAGGAAUGGGGUAUCGCUGAGAAUGCAUACCGCUCGCUUCUUCCCUCGUUCCCCGCUGGCAUGUAUCCGAUGAUGGCGCAGAUCGUGCAUGAUCACGACAUCCAGCUCCCGGCUUACAACGUGUCUCUGCAAGACUUCUCGCGCGCGUCGUUUGAAUUCCCAUUCAUAGACAUAUUCCACGACGGGCAAAGCUCGUUCCGCUGGGCAGGAUCUAUGAUGAUCUCAGCCGAGAAUCCGAUGGCUAUUGGAGGCACCCAAAGCUACGGCAUCAAAACCUAUCCCGCCGUCUUCGAUCCACGCUGCGAUGCCUACAAAGCAUUGCCCAACGGACGGACGUCCAUCUCCAGCAAGAGCAGUGGCAACAACACGUCCAAGUACAUGUCGCUCGAGACGGGCGCGUCGUGGGACAACAUCCCGUACUCCCUAGACUUCUUCAAGAACAUCACGAACCAGCCCACCUUCGCCGACACCCCGAUCUGCGACUACUACCAGCGGCUGUUCAACACCACGCUCACGUCAGGUGCGAAUGCGCCGGUUCCGAUCGUGGGCACGGUCGAGGCGAACAUGGACCCGUUUCCGUGCGCGCAGAGCUGGCAGGCGGAAUAA